AUGACUGGCCUAAGUGGGAAGGAAAAUCAUGAAAAUAUAACUGAUGAUGAAAAGACUUUGGUAAAAGAAACACAAGUCAAGAGUUUCAUCAAGAAGAGCAAAGCCAGACAAGAAAUUGACUGGCCUCAGUGGGAAGCUCUUGAACUAGUAGGACCAAACUAUCGCUCAUUUGUUACAGUAUUAACAUGCACUUUCUACACUAUAGGCUUAUGUAUGUUGGCUGGAGUAACAUACUUUGUACAAGAGUGGCGAACAUUAGCUCUUGUUACCAGUGCCCCAUUUUCUUCAUAUUUCUUCUACUGGUGGUAUCUACCAGAGUCUCCACGAUGGCUACUAGCCCAAGGAAAAUAUCAAGAAGCUCAUAAGAUUCUUACUUGCUUAGCACGUAUAAAUGGUACUCAAAUGCCGCAAAAAUUUAGUGAAACUAUUCGUCAUCACAUUAAUUGUCAAAGUUCUCACAUCGUUGAAGAUACAACAACAAAUCAAAGUAUAAUAGCUUUAUUUAAAACACCUAAUAUGCGACUGAAAACUUGUCUUAUAACACUUAAUUGGGUCUCCUUGACACAUAAUCAGUUACAAGAAGUUGCCAGAAUCUUUUUAAGAUUUUGA
Messenger RNA from Copidosoma floridanum, 609 nucleotides. RefSeq names its product Carcinine transporter (gene CarT). Gene Ontology annotation, molecular function: transmembrane transporter activity. Gene Ontology annotation, cellular component: membrane. The record is from RefSeq and is a predicted model, not a curated record. Lineage: Eukaryota; Metazoa; Arthropoda; Insecta; Hymenoptera; Encyrtidae. Gene Ontology annotation, biological process: transmembrane transport.